This is a messenger RNA of Physcomitrium patens, 1732 nucleotides long. RefSeq names its product mitochondrial uncoupling protein 5. NCBI's taxonomy places the organism in Eukaryota, Viridiplantae, Streptophyta, Bryopsida, Funariales, Funariaceae. Gene Ontology annotation, biological process: transmembrane transport. The record is from RefSeq and is a predicted model, not a curated record.
GACGUUGGUCUUCCCAUCUGUGAUCGAUCUUCCACUCCUUGCGUUUUGUUCGUCGUGGCAUCGAUUCUUCGGGCGAUUUAAAGAAGAGCUUGCAGGAGCGAGUUGGUGGAUUGUUUGUUAUUCCGCAACAUCGUGCGUGGUGAAGGAGGUCUUGCCUUUCAUGGUCAGCAGCGAUCUUCGUCGUCGCACUGCGUGCGGUUCUGCUCAGGUUGCCGUUAGUCUUGGCAAGCAGGAAGUUGGCGUGCAGCGCGGGAUAGACUUGCUGCUCGUGUCCGGUGUGCGCUUGCUGCAUAAUUGUAGUGGUCGACAGUGGGAGUUCGACGUGGACUGAGGCCCAGCGCUUCGACGCGUUGCGCAGCGCAAAGUGAAAAGAAUUCUGAGAUACUGUGUUGAGGUCCGAGCGUCCGCUAUGGCCGGUCAGUGGAAGGGGUUCGCCGAGGGUGGGCUGGCGUCCAUGAUUGCCGGCUUCGCCACGCACCCGCUCGACCUCGUGAAAGUGCGUAUGCAGCUGCAAGGCGAGGUGGCAUCCCCGCCUCUUGCCAUGGCCCUCGCCGGAAGCCAUGCUUCCUCCGGUAGCGUUCGACGACCUGGCCCACUGGGUGUGGGGUUGGAAGUGGCAAGGUCAGAAGGCGUGCAAGCCCUGUACUCGGGUGUCUCGGCCACGCUCUUGCGGCAAGCCAUGUACUCCUCCACCCGAAUGGGCCUCUACGAAUUUCUGAAAACCCAGUGGAGAGACGAGACCCAGGAAGGCUCGGGGCUUCCUUUGCACAAGAAGGUGGCCGCAGCUUUGGUUUCCGGAGCCACCGGUGCCGCGGUGGGGAACCCCGCUGAUCUGGCGAUGGUGCGGAUGCAGGCCGACUGGAGGCUGCCCGUUCACGAAAGGCGGAACUACACCUCCGUCGGAAACGCUCUGCUCCGGAUGAUGAAACAAGACGGCGUGCUGUCUCUGUGGACGGGCUCAGCCCCGACUGUGACCCGAGCAAUGCUGGUGACUGCGGCGCAGCUGGCCACGUACGAUCAGAUCAAGGACACCAUAGCCCAGAACCGCGUGGUGCCGGAGGGGCUGGCGACGCAGGUGGUGGCGAGCGUGGGAGCGGGAGUGCUGGCGUCCGUGGCGUCGAAUCCCAUCGACGUGGUGAAGACGAGAGUGAUGAACAUGAAAGUGGCCGCGGGCGAAGCUCCCCCCUACAAGGGCGCAUUGGACUGUGCCGUCAAGACUGUGCGCUCGGAAGGGCCCAUGGCUCUGUACAAGGGUUUCAUUCCCACGGUGACUCGCCAGGGACCCUUCGCCAUCGUCAUGUUUCUGUCGUUGGAGCAGAUCAAGCGCGUGCUGGAAGGUUGAUAUCCCGGACAAUGACGACAACGCUUUUCAGUUUAGAAUUCAUGAAGCAAUUUGAGGCAAUUUUUUUUCCUCCACAGGGAGCAAGGGAACUCGUUGCGUUGGAUCGAGGCACGAUCAGCGAGAGAGAGAAAGGAAAUAGGAACAAUUUUUUGCAAUCUCAACAACCAGUCCAGCAUUCUAGCAUCCUUCCUGGGUGGCGGCUCACAAUUUUCCGUUUAGCUAUAAGAGCUUGCGAGGCAGUGGGCGAUAGAACCGUGGUCGAGAACAUGUGCAUCUUUUGACACAAAUAUACAUAUACGUGAAACUUGGAGAAGCCAAGAUUGUUAUUUGUGAAGUAAUGAAUAUACGUUUCAAUGAAGUGCAAUUAUUGCUCCUUUGGUUGCAACUUUA